GCUGCGGUUCCUCUCUUGGUGGCAUCAGGAACCCACUCGUCUUUGGGGAGGGUGGGGCAGGAGUCCCACUAGGAGCUAAAGCGAAGCAGACCAAACCUCUGCAAACCACCGUGGACUCACGGUUUCCACCGCAGGGUAAGCCCACGGGACCGGGUCCUUCUUCACUUCGUGUCUCUGUGGGCAUGAUCCCUCCCUCCCUGCCCGCGGGGCCGUCGUGGGGCGCCCCGGUCCCGCGGGGUCAUCCCCGGCCGUGGCUGGGGGCCGAGCUUGGCUACGCGUAGGGAUGAGACGGCUCCCGGCGCCGUGAUCUGCCGGCAGGGCGUGAGAGCGAGCGGUGCGGGAGCGCGGAGGCCGGCGAGAGGGAGGGGAGACGGAGCGCAGGGAGCGCCAGGCAGCGCACACCCACUCGCAGCUCGAGCCCUGGCGGCAGCGGCGGCGCCCGGAGGCAGCCUCUCGGCCGCGCCCUUGCCCGAGACAGCGCGUCCACCCGGCCCAGCUCCCGGCCGGCCACUGAGCAUGGAGGAUUCCCGGGAGACGUCGCCGUGCUCCAACAACUCCUCGGAGGAGCUGAGCUCUGCCCUGCGGCUGUCCAAGGGCAUGUCCAUCUUCCUCGACAUACUGAGGAGAGCAGACAAAAAUGAUGAUGGAAAAUUAUCCUUUGAAGAAUUCAAAGCCUAUUUUGCGGAUGGCGUUCUCAGUGGAGAAGAAUUACAUGAGCUCUUCCAUACCAUCGAUACCCAUAAUACUAACAAUCUUGACACAGAGGAACUAUGCGAAUAUUUUUCUCAGCACUUGGGCGAGUAUGAGAAUGUACUAGCAGCACUUGAAGAUCUCAAUCUUUCCAUCUUAAAGGCAAUGGGAAAAACAAAGAAAGACUACCAAGAAGCCUCCAAUCUGGAACAAUUUGUAACUCGAUUUUUAUUGAAGGAGACUAUGAAUCAGCUGCAGUCUCUCCAGAAUUCCUUGGAAUGUGCCAUGGAAACUACAGAGGAGCAAACUCGCCAAGAAAGGCAAGGGCCGACCAAGCCAGAAGUCCUGUCAAUCCAGUGGCCUGGAAAACGAUCAAGCCGCCGAGUCCAGAGGCACAACAGCUUCUCCCCGAACAGCCCUCAGUUUAAUGUCAGUGGUCCAGGCUUGCUGGAGGAAGACAACCAGUGGAUGACCCAGAUAAACAGACUCCAGAAAUUAAUUGACAGGCUGGAAAAGAAGGAUCUCAAACUUGAACCACUAGAAGAAGAAGUUAUUGAAGGAAACACUAAAUCUCACAUCAUGCUGGUGCAGCGUCAGAUGUCGGUGAUAGAAGAGGAUUUGGAAGAAUUCCAGCUUGCCCUGAAACACUACGUGGAGAGUGCUUCCUCCCAGAGUGGAUGCCUGCGCAUUUCUAUACAGAAACAUUCAAAUGAAUCUCGCUACAUGAUUUACGAGUUCUGGGAGAAUAGUAGUGUGUGGAAUAGCCACCUCCAGACGAAUUAUAGCAAGACAUUCCAAAGAAGUAAUGUGGAUUUCUUGGAAACUCCAGAACUCACAUCCACUAUGCUUGUUCCUGCUUCAUGGUGGAUCCUGAACAACAAUUAGAUGUUCCUAGGAUAUUUUCUUUAUGGUCCCAAGUACAAAACAAAUGUUCUUAUCUAAAAUGUCAAACAGAACAAUUUGUGUGGUUGUUAACUUACUGUAUACUUCUGUUUAAUGCAUUUACUCUAAGUGCAGUAAAAUGUAUUCUGUAUCUUUACCAGUCAUGUGAAGUUGUCUUACCUUUCAAAGUUCACUUUCCCAAUAUUUGCUGCUCAUUGUUUUGCUACAUUGUAACCAAAUUCCUAGUAUAUGAAAAAAGUGUAUGCAUAAAGGAAUCACAUUGUGAAAAAAUGAUAAAAAUAUUUAAACUGCAAAUUUUGAGAAUAUUACUAUUUAGGACAGGUUUUGUAGACUGUCAUAUACUAUACAAAGGUUAAAUCGGUGUAUUGUGAUUUUUAAAUAACGAUUUUCUGCAAGUGAAACUUAUUCUUUAAUAAUGUCUGUUCAUUCCCAACUCAGGAUCCUAAGUCUAUUCUCUACAUUACUUAAAAGAUUAGUACAAAGGCAUAAAACAGCCUUGGCUAUCACCUAUAGAAUCUCUGCCCAUCUGUUAGCUUAUAAAAUGAGUUUCACAAGUGAAUAAUUCUGUGACAAGUUAGGAUACCAUUUACUAAUGUAAUAUCAUUAUAUCAUCAGUUAGCACUUAAUUCCCCUUACAUUAAACAUGAAAAAGUUUCACUUCGUGGAAAUCUUGUUCAAAUUUUAUAACAUGGAUUCCAUUUGUGUUCUAGAGACCUAACUUUUCUUAUAAAAUAUAGACAUCUGCAUUUAAGAAUUUCAAAAUAUUUUUAAAAUAAAAGUUUAACCCAAAUGAAUAUGAGGAAGUUUCAAAAAGCACAAAACAUUAGAGUAGUAAUAAAAUUGGGAAAGAACUGGGCAGAAGAUAUCUAUUUUCCAGUUUCAACACUAGAAUGACAAACUAUGUACUUAUAUUCCCUUCUCUACAAGCUCUUAAAUUGUUUUUAAUAAUAAAAAUUUUUCUGGUUAUAAGUUCUGCUAAUGAAAAAAUAUAUAUAGAAAUGUGUCACUAUAGGAGUCCAACUGCUUUUUUCAUUCUUUGAAAACUCAAUAGAAAAGGGAGUUUCUUUUACAUAAAAUCUGACAAAUAUUAUCAGGCUAGUUUAUGCAACAUUAACUUUUACUAAUACCUCUGUAUACCCACAGUCCUCCAUCUAAAUAACAUUUAAAAUUUUUAAUAAUUUCUAUGUAACAUAAAUUUUGACAUACACAUCCAUAUCAAGUAUAUAUAUCAUAUUGAGAUGUGUGUUUGCGUGCCUCUGGUCAACUCAGACAAGCACUCUCAACACCUGGCUGGACUUUUAAUUUAUAAGCAAAGAAAAAUAUUAAUGGAGAAAUACAAAGGCAAACAUAACACACAGUUUUUGUGGUUACAUAUAAGGAUGAAAAGACUAAAACCUAAAGGACUUUUGACAAAUUGUUUUUGAAAUCAUUUAUAUCCAGCAUUUCCUAAGAUACAUAGCUCCAGUCUGUCCAUUUCAAUAUCCAAUUCAAAAAGUAUUUGGGCUAUGAAGCAGUUUCUGAAGAAGCAUAACAGUAUGGUUUUAAAAGGGUUCUGCCCUCAGUAACAGUGCUAAAUUUAAUUUGGUAUCUAGAGAGCCAUUCCAUUAAGUUCUAUCACAGUCUUAUACUAGAAUCAAAAGGACCUGGUGAUAGAUUUAAUGAUGUAAUUCUGAUCUUAGCUCUUAUAUAGUUUAUCAUGUAUGUGAGAGUGUAUGUAUUCACAUACAUAUUAUAAUAUAAAAGAAAAAUAGAGCAAAAACAAAUAAACUGGGCCCUAAGUAUAAAUAGUUCCUUUUAAAAUAGAAAAAAAAUUCAGUAACUUCAUAAAUUUAUUGCUUAUUUUAAAAACAAUCCAUUUUUCUGAGGGAAUAAAGCACUAAAAAAGAGGGAGUGGGUACUGAAAGACAAAGAUGGGAAAUCAUGGACUAAACACUUGAAAUCUGGCUAACAGAUUCAAAACCCAGGGAAGAUAAAAAAAAAAAAAGGCAGGCA
Molecule: messenger RNA, 3585 nt
Organism: Oryctolagus cuniculus (rabbit)
Lineage: Eukaryota; Metazoa; Chordata; Mammalia; Lagomorpha; Leporidae
Gene: NECAB1
Product: N-terminal EF-hand calcium binding protein 1
Biological process (GO): regulation of amyloid precursor protein biosynthetic process
Cellular component (GO): cytoplasm
Molecular function (GO): calcium ion binding
Source: RefSeq, a predicted model, not a curated record